GCUGGUCCUGGACCCCCCCUUCAGUGCCCGGCAAGACCCUGUGGCAGUGAGGUCGUCUCUCCUGGCCCUUCUUCUUGUUGUGCUCUCGUAGCCCCGUCCCCUUGUCCGCCCGCCGCCCGCACGCCCGCCCGCAACCAUGGAAGCCGAUUUGGACGAAGAGAAGAUGGGAAUGCUCCGCAAGGCCUUCGCUAUGUUCGACAGCGGGAAGACCGGGAAGAUUGAGAAGGAGAAGAUCCGUACGAUCCUCAACACUCUCGGGGCAAGCUACAUCAACGAGGAACUUGAGGCUCUGCUCACCGAGAACGACGUCGACGGAACGGGGAAGUUGAAUUUCGAUUCCUUCGUGAGAGUCGUGGGACACUUCCUUGAGGAGCAGGAUGAAGAAGCGAUGCAGAAGGAGCUGAAGGAAGCAUUCCGUCUCUAUGAUAAGGAAGGUAACGGAUUCAUCCCGACGGCGGCGCUGAAGGAGAUCCUGGGGGCGUUGGACGACAAGCUGACCUCCGCUGACCUGGACAACAUCGUAGACGAGAUUGACGAGGAUGGGUCAGGCACCGUCGACUUCGAUGAGUUCAUGGAGAUGAUGACCGGCGACUAAGCCAACAGCUGCUGCCAUCUAGCGUCGAAUCGGCUAAGCUCUGCCCUGGCUCUGCUCGGCCUGUCUUCCGCACGCUGCUACACGAUUCGCGCCUCUCAACUAAGCGCCAUUAUCUAUAUAUACUUUUUCACUUCGCCCAUUUUACAUUCUUUACAAGCCAAAUAUUGUAAAUCGUUGUUCGCAGUUUUUUUUUCUUUUUCUUAUUUUCUGCAAUAUUUAUUUAUUUAUGUAUUUAUUUUUGGCAAGCUCUGUCACAAGGCUUGUUUAUCAGUUCCAUUAAACGCGUAAUAAUAAUACCGUAUGUGAUCGGAUACAUUAUCUGAGCUACGCGACAAGAAGCUUAUCUAAUAAUCAUUCACAAGACACAUAAACCAACAGACAAGAAAUCCGUCAGAGAUCAUAAGAAUUAUGGACCAAGAUGGCCAUCAUACGAAGACCUGUCACCUGCAUAUUAUUUUUACAGCAGAACCUUGGAGAGAAUACUGGAAUAUAAAAGGAUAAUAAAGAAGAGAAUUAUC
Penaeus indicus is the source of this 1113-nucleotide messenger RNA. Its product is annotated as troponin C-like. Bases 137 to 595 code for a protein of 152 amino acids. Gene Ontology annotation, cellular component: myosin II complex. The transcript is spliced from 6 exons. NCBI's taxonomy places the organism in Eukaryota, Metazoa, Arthropoda, Malacostraca, Decapoda, Penaeidae. Gene Ontology annotation, molecular function: calcium ion binding. The record is from RefSeq and is a predicted model, not a curated record.